GUUCAACAUUGAAAUUUAGUGAGAAAUUUUGAUUGUGAAAAGUCUGAAAACUAAAAUGUCUGAACUCAAACGAAAAACCAAAAAAUGCAGAAACAAAAAGUAUAUGAUGGGUGCAGACGUUACCCAGUAUAAUUGCCUAACAUUUGGUCAGUCAUUACGAGGCUUACCGUCCGAUGACAGCGAUUGCGAAGAGUAUGAACAAUUUUCUGGAAAUGAUAAAAGAAAAAAAGGCUCAAAAUAUCCAUUGGCAAAAAAGAAAUUUAAAAGUGAUUGCAGUCACAAGCUUUCUGAUUUGGAAUCAUCUUUGAAUUGGUCUCAUUUGAUACCAAAUGAAAUACUUUACAAAAUCUUUUUACUUGCUGUGUCCUCUGGUUCUUGUGUGCCUCUUUUGGCCAGAUUAUCAAGAGUAUGCCACAAAUGGCGGGACGUUGCAUCACAUUCUUCACUUUGGUGUUCAAUAGAUCUUUCUUUCAUGUCAAAUUCAUCUAAAGCAUGCGAUGAAACAAUAUAUUUUAUGAAGGCUAAAAAAAUGCUCAACAAUAUAAAAGAUUUAAGUUUAAAAGGAUGGACAAAGCUUACAAACUCUGGGUUGCAAGAAAUUUCAGAGCAUUGCAAGGAACUUGUCACCCUUGAUUUAUCAAGAUGUGAGAAAAUUGGUUCAAAUACCAUCUUAGAUGUUGCAAAGUCAUGCAGAAAUUUGACCUCAGUCGAUUUAUCUGCCACUAAUGUGAAUGGAGCAACUAUUAAAAAAAUAUUAUGUGACAAUGGAUCUCAACUGGAGAAACUUGUCUUGGCUAAUAACUUAAUUGGCUCAUCUGUAUUAUUGGCUAUAGAGUGCCAUUGCAAUCAGAUAAAAAUUUUGGAUCUUUCAUCCACAUCCAUCUCAACAUUUUCUGUUGAAAGGUUACAGGUAGCUUGUCCAAAUAUUCAGGAAUUACGUCUAUCCCAGUUAUCAUUAAUGCCAUCAAUUGUGUCAAACAAAGAAAUUGUGGCAUCUUCAGGGUUUCCUCAAUUGGAACUCUUGAGUUUAGCAACUCUCAAUAAAGGAGAUGGCAUAAAUGACAAUCUAUUGCUGAGAUUACUGAAAAGCUCAUGCAAGUUAAGACAACUUGACUUAAGAGGAUGUGAAAAAAUAACUCAUAUGGUGUUUGCUAGUUUACCAGUGGUUGCAUUGGAACAGUUACUAUUAUCACGAUGCAAGAUGUCAUGGACUGAUCUCUUUAAAAUAAUCAAUUCUAAGUGGCAAGAAAGUCUUAAAGAGUUAGAUGUUUCAUGGUGUAAAAAUUUAAGUGAUGCUUCAUUGCAAUAUCUACUCACUGGUGCCCAGAAUAAAGUUUUUGCCAAACUGGAUUUCUCUGGCACUGCAAUAUCAGCAAAUGGACUAAGAAUUAUUCUCAAGAAAUGCCAUAGUCUAAGUGAGCUCAACUUGACAUCAUGUCGUGGAAUAAAUCGUGGUCAGAAACAACUUCAUCAUGAAGAUGACAUAAAAGAAAUGAAGAGAAAUCUCAAAACUGCUUCAUGAGGUCCUUAUACUUAAGGUAUUUUCUCAAACAUUAUAUUACAUUAUUUUCCAUUACCAAGUCAUUGUUUUCAAAUCUUUCAAAUGAAAAGCGAGAAAGAUCAAGUGUUGUAAAAUGUCCAUCAAGUAUAAGUUCACUAAUUGCUCGACCUGCAGCAGGGCUCUGCUGCAAACCAUGGCCACUAAAGCCAUUGCAAAAGUAAAAAUUGUCAAUUUCUGGAUGUGCUGAAAUAAUACCAUUUUGAUCUAGAAUGUUGUAAUCAUAAUAUCCAACCCAAGCAUUAGAUACCUAUAAAUGGAAAGAAACAUUGUUUACAAUGAAAAAAAUAUAUUAUAGAUAAUAGUUAAGUACCUUGAGUUUCUCAAAUACAGGGAUUCUAUAGGCUAACUUUGGCCAAAUGUUUGUUUGAAAAUAUUCAAAGUCAACAUCAAAAUUUAGAUUGGCAUCAUAAUACUCUUCCUAUCAAACAUGUAACAUAUAAGACAUUGUCAGUCAUACUCAAUAUUGUCAUAUGUAUAUACACCAUACCUUUUCUGGGUGAGAUGCUACAAUGUAGUGUUUACUACACUCUGGUCGAAUAUAAAAAUUCUGAGUUGUAUCAAACAACAAUACUGGAUCAUUGAACCCAUCGGGACAAUGAACAACGUAGGUGACUCGUUUUGACGCUCUUACUGGAAGAUCAACAUUAACCAUAUGUGAUAAAGAGUUUGCCCAGGCACCUGUUGCAUUUACCAAAUGACCACAAUUAAGUUUUAUUAUUUCAUUGUUGGGUUUUUUCAACUAGAACAAUUCAGAGGCACAUAUUCAUUAAACAGGGCAUUGAUUAAUCAAUUUUGUAAAAAAAACAUGUCUUACCACAGCAUCACUUAUUUUAUAACCUUCCAUGUUCAAACUGAUGAUGUCCCCUUCAAUUAUGUGGACUCCCAUAGAACAAAUCUUGUUCUUGAGAUGAGUAAGCAAUAACCAAGGAUCAAACCAACCUUCUCCUAUGUCCACUAUUCAUCAUGAAUAAUAUACAUCAUAUCUAUAACAUUAGUUUAUAGAAAGAAAAGAAAACACAAGUAACUUAAGGAAACUUCAUACCAUUAGUUGCAAUGGCAAUUCCCUCAGUGUUCAACCAUGAAUAUUUUUCAAAUAAUUUUUCUUUUGACAAGGAUGAUAUAUUAACGUUUUCUGUCCUAGAAAAGUGACAAUAUAUUUAGUCACAAUGAUAUAUUUGCAAUGUAUUGCACGCGAACACCUUUGUAUUUCAAUGUUUUCUUCUAAUACGGCUUUUCCACUUUCAGAUGCAAGAAAACAGUACGUUCCAUAUUUAAGUUGAACGUCUACAAAAUCUUCGCUUUCACUACCAAGAUAACAGUUCAAAUUUUUUAGAAAAUCAAAUCCAAAUUGAGACAUUUGAAUGUUUUCAGGAAUCGAGAAUUGAUGACGAAUGGAUCCCCAAGAUCUUACGGACGAAUUUUGCUUGAACUGGCCCAAAAUAAAGUGUACGUGUUAAAAAAAGACAUCAGAAAAUGAUCAUGAACAAAGAUUAUGUAAAAUACCUGAAGAUCACGCUCUACCACGCAAACACUAGAAGGAGUAAUUCUCCUUGCUAAGAAAUACGCAACACUUAAACCCAUCAAACCUCCUCCCGCUAUAACAACAUCGUAAGAUUUUUCAUUGUCGACAGAAAAGCUUCGUUUAAUUAAUGAAAAAAAUAAUCCAAA
This is a messenger RNA of Xenia sp. Carnegie-2017, 3229 nucleotides long. RefSeq names its product F-box/LRR-repeat protein 6-like. The transcript has 12 exons. The coding region runs from base 56 to 1522 and encodes 488 amino acids. Gene Ontology annotation, molecular function: protein binding. Gene Ontology annotation, cellular component: SCF ubiquitin ligase complex. Lineage: Eukaryota; Metazoa; Cnidaria; Anthozoa; Malacalcyonacea; Xeniidae. Gene Ontology annotation, biological process: SCF-dependent proteasomal ubiquitin-dependent protein catabolic process. The record is from RefSeq and is a predicted model, not a curated record.